Glycine soja is the source of this 507-nucleotide messenger RNA. RefSeq lists its product as uncharacterized. The transcript is spliced from 3 exons. Lineage: Eukaryota; Viridiplantae; Streptophyta; Magnoliopsida; Fabales; Fabaceae. The coding region runs from base 1 to 507 and encodes 168 amino acids. The record is from RefSeq and is a predicted model, not a curated record.
AUGAAUAACAUAUUUGGUCUGGUGUGUAUUCGCUGCUCUCUCACAAUUGCCGCCAUAGAACAACCUUCUUCAAGCCAACAUUCCAUUUCCAAGAAAAGAAAAACCACCGCUUCCUUCCAGUUACGCUCUUCCGAUACGCAGUUUCCCGACACUACCGUCUCGCCGGAAGCUUCCGUCAGUUCUACCGGCACGGUUGUUUCCGGCGAUUUUUGCUCCGAUCGCUCUUGCUGCAGCUCCAGCCACUUUAAGGACCUCCACUCCGUGCCGUCAGAUCUGCAGACCAAGGGUUUCCAAACGGUAGAGGACUCAACCAACCGCUACUUCAAACCGUUCAGGUUUUUAUUCUACUUAUUUUUUGUUCGAGUUCUUUCUCAUGUACGCGCACACGAUCAAUCUUCUAACGAAACGUUGCCACCGAAACACUGCGUAUACAUACAUUUAUUUUAUUUUAUUUUAUUUUAUUUAUUUAUUUGCUUCGGUUUUGGUUGUUCAGUGAAAGUAGAGUAA